Molecule: messenger RNA, 1994 nt
Organism: Bradysia coprophila
Lineage: Eukaryota; Metazoa; Arthropoda; Insecta; Diptera; Sciaridae
Gene: ZnT63C
Product: solute carrier family 30 member 1
Biological process (GO): intracellular zinc ion homeostasis; detoxification of zinc ion; zinc ion transmembrane transport
Cellular component (GO): membrane
Molecular function (GO): zinc ion transmembrane transporter activity
Source: RefSeq, a predicted model, not a curated record
GAGAACAUUAUAAAAGACAUAAAAGAAUUAUUUUUUUCUGAAAAUUGUUUGUAUUUAGUCGCAGUGCGAAUUAGUUGUGUUUAACUGCAUUAUAGUACCGUUUCAUUGUGAAACAUUUCCAAAUGACCAAAGUAUUAUUAAUCUGUGAAACGACAUAGUUCUUCUUUUCUAUACAAUUUUUUCAAGUUUAUUUCUCAGCAAAGAAAAAAAUCGUAGAGUUUCAUACAUAAAGGAAAAUAGAAAAAAAAAUAUUUGCACUCAUUACUACGAAUAAUAUAUCAAUAAUACUUCAUGUUAUCAGACAACUAAAUACAGUGAUUACAACAUAAUAUGUUCGAUGUUCAAUGUGUGUCAGCGAAUUCAAUGUUUUUCACCUAAUGGUGAUUUUUGUGUGAUUUAUUUGGAAGAACUUUAAAAUCAAUUUGUUUUCUUGGGAACACGUGUGACAUUGCAACUAUUUCCAUCAAAACUACUAUCUCGGUUUGACGGAAAUAAAUAUUUGGAUCGUUCUCUACACUCCACAAUCAAAACGAGUUGACAAUGGGAAAAUUUUCCGGAAAAAAAUGUCGUCUACUGACGAUGAUGUGGUUGACUGGAUUUUUCUUCUUUGUGGAAAUAAUCGUCGGUUAUAUGACAAAUUCAAUGGCAUUGGUGGCGGACAGUUUUCACAUGCUUGGCGAUAUAGCGGCAUUAGUGAUUUCAUUUCUUAGUAUAAAAAUGUCGCCAAAGAAAUGGUCAAAAAACACAUUUGGCUGGGCAAGGGCAGAGGUACUCGGCGCUCUAGUCAACGCUGUGUUUUUAGUUGCGCUGUGCUUCUCAAUAACCAUUGAAGCUUGCAAGAGAUUUGUUGAGGAAGAGAAAAUCCAUCAACCCGAAUUAUUGGUGAUUGUUGGCUCAAUUGGACUUUUUGUUAAUGUGAUAGGUUUAUUUUUACUAUACGAGCAUGGAGGUCAUCACGGACAUUCGCAUGGUGGUCUGUCACGACCAAACGCAACAUUAUCUCAGCUAAAUACAGACGACAAUGAGAAUAAUUCGUUUAUGUAUCAAAAUCAGGAGAAGCCACAAAUGAAGAAAGCUGCAAGUGCUCAUGGUCAUAGUCACGAUGCUGGACAAAUGAAUAUGCGUGGUGCAUUUUUGCAUGUACUUAGUGAUGCACUGGGUAGUGUUAUAGUUGUUAUUAGCGCAUUGGUUGUAUGGCUUACCGAGUGGGAGUACAGAUAUUAUUUAGAUCCAGCUUUAUCAAUUGUUUUAGUAGCUUUAAUUUUACAUUCUGUCUGGCCGCUGUUGCGGGAAUCGGCUCUUAUUUUAUUGCAAACAGUUCCUACUCAUAUUCAGGUUGAUGCCAUACAACAACGUCUUUUGGAGAAGGUCGAUGGAGUGUUAGCAGUUCACGAGUUUCAUGUUUGGCAGUUGGCCGGUGAUCGUAUCAUUGCUUCGGCACAUAUAAGGUGCCGCAACUUAUCAGAAUAUAUGAAAAUUGCUGAGCGAGUCAAAGAAUUCUUUCACAAUGAGGGCAUCCAUAGCACGACUAUUCAGCCAGAAUUUGUUGAAAUUGAAGGGAUUCAUAGUGGUUCGACUGACGGUAUGAUGAAUAAUUUGAAUGGAGGUAGUUCUCAAGACUGUUGUGCAUUGGACUGCCCAACUACUGAACAGGGAUGUAUUAAACAAACAUGCUGCCAAAAUAGCAAUAAGACUACACAACAAUCACCAUCGACAUCUCCUUUCUUAUGUCGGCAAAGGAAUUUAAGUACGCGCAGCAGUGACGUUGAAGUUGGUUCGUUAUUGGAAGCGCCAUCGUCUAUACAAAUUUUGUCGCCCAACGGUGACGUGACCAUACCAACCGUAGUUACGGGAACUGAUGAUAAACCAUCGGUUUGACAAACAAAUCUACGUACGAAAAAUAACACCAAUGAUUGUCCCAAUUGUCAGUCAUUGUCAGAAAGCUGUGAAAGUCGUCAUAAGUUUGCGACAAAUAAUAAAUUAUGUACAGUAAA